Molecule: messenger RNA, 937 nt
Organism: Puntigrus tetrazona (Sumatra barb)
Lineage: Eukaryota; Metazoa; Chordata; Actinopteri; Cypriniformes; Cyprinidae
Gene: rps19bp1
Product: ribosomal protein S19 binding protein 1
Exons: 4
Coding region: 201-650 (149 amino acids)
Cellular component (GO): nucleolus
Molecular function (GO): enzyme binding
Source: RefSeq, a predicted model, not a curated record
AAAAGUUCUCAUCUCGUUCAUAUUAAAUAUUAAUAUUAAUGUUAAUGUUAUUGAAGCAGGCGGAACGUUGCUCUCGGUGCUCGUGUUUCCGCCCGAGACGCACGCGCUGAACUCACGCGACACGAGAACGCCGAAGGCUUCACUCUGCACUACAUUUAUCUUAUUUAUAUUUAAAUAACACUUCAUUCAUCGCUUUGAUCAUGUCGGCAUCUGUGAUCCGAAGAGGGCUUGAAUUAUUUAACGAGAAAGAUAAAGUGAAGCGUAAGCAGAAGAAGAGCAGCUCUCGUAGGUCUGCACUGAUGGAGCAGAUCAGCAGCGAGAAACAGGGCGUUCAGAGACGGAUCCGGCAGCUGCAGCGACCCGGAGCAUCGACACGGAGCACCAACACGGUCAAAGACAAACACAUCCGGUCUGCUCUGGACGAGUACAGGAAGAAGCAGAAGAAGAGUCAGCUGCAGUCAAACCUGCAGUACUUCCUGGGAGCUGAGAGGAAUGUGCAGAGCCAAAAAACCAGAAAGAUCGUCGAGCAGCAUUCAGGACGCCGCGCGUGUCUUCGGCCCGAUCCGACCGUCUCCAAACCACAGCAGAACUCCGUCUUCACUGAGAAGGACUUCCAGAAGUUCCAGAAGGAAUAUUUCUCGAAUCUCUAACGAUGUGUGGAACAUCACACUCGUGUCUGAAUCCUCUCGGACUGAAGCUUGGCUGUAGAUGCACUCUUCAAAUGAACAACAGUGACUGUUUUUAGUGUACAUCGAAAAGCAAGGAAUUGAUAAACGGAGAUGAAAGCAGAGAGCUGUGAGAUACUGCUGCUGUGGAACGGAGGACAGAGACUCAACCCAACAAUCAGAACAGUGUGUCUGUGUGUGUGUGCGUGUGCGUUUGUGUGUGUUGAGGUGGUAUUAAAAUGCGCUGGAUUAAAGUGAUAGUACACCCGAAA